AUGGAUGGAGUUGGACUGGGCAUGCCAAAAGCAAGCAAAUCAGCUGCAAUCUUCGUCGCUCCAUUCAACUUGACCCCUAUAUUUAUGCCAAUUUCACCACUUCCGAAACCGCUCGUACGUUUCACCCACAAUCCUAAAGGCUCAGAGUGCGUACGAUUGUUUAAGGUCAACCCCCCGGAACUCCGGGGGGUGAAAACACCAUGGUCCACCUCGGGGUGCACAACGGGGUCGUUCGGCUGUAACACCCUUUCGGUGCCUAACUGCCAUGCCAUCAGAAGAAAGCACGAAAGCUGGGAUACUGCCAUGCUACUUAGACAGAAGUCGAGAGGUAGAGGUCAGGUUCGAACCACGGACCACCUGGUCAGUGACGUCGUGCUCCAACCAAUGAGCCAUCACGCCCUCCUUAAUAGAGGUAGAUUCGAGCUGCUGACCUCCGAGUCAUGCGCCCGCUAA
Molecule: messenger RNA, 453 nt
Organism: Opisthorchis viverrini
Lineage: Eukaryota; Metazoa; Platyhelminthes; Trematoda; Opisthorchiida; Opisthorchiidae
Exons: 3
Coding region: 1-453 (150 amino acids)
Source: RefSeq, a predicted model, not a curated record